This is a messenger RNA of Corticium candelabrum, 1312 nucleotides long. Its product is annotated as glutamine synthetase-like. The record is from RefSeq and is a predicted model, not a curated record. Gene Ontology annotation, cellular component: cytoplasm. The coding region runs from base 44 to 1117 and encodes 357 amino acids. Lineage: Eukaryota; Metazoa; Porifera; Homoscleromorpha; Homosclerophorida; Plakinidae. Gene Ontology annotation, molecular function: glutamine synthetase activity. The transcript is spliced from 2 exons.
AUCUGGCAUUUGGCGCCAUUGUGUAAUUGGGCAUUGUGGAAGCAUGGCGUUGGACAAGUCCAUCCUAGAGCAUUAUAUGAAGUUGGACCAGCGUGACAGUGUGCAAGUGAUGUACAUCUGGAUCGAUGGAACGGGAGAAUAUCUUCGUUCGAAGACGAAAACUCUCAAUUUCGAGCCAAAAUCUCCAAGUGAUUGUCCUGUCUGGAACUUCGACGGAUCAAGUACGGGGCAAAGCUCGGGUGACAACAGUGACGUCUAUCUGCAUCCAGUUGCUCUGUUUAACGAUCCUUUCCGUGGAGGUAAGAACAAGUUGCUUCUUUGUGAAACUUACGCCUCCAAUCACACCCCCACACGUUCCAACAAGCGCCACUCAUGUGUGGCCGUCAUGAAAGAAGCGCGCGAAGCUCAUCCCUGGUUUGGUAUUGAGCAAGAGUACAUUCUACUGGAUGCAGAUGGUCAGGUUCUGGGGUGGCCUAAAGGAGGUUUCCCGGCGCCGCAAGGACCUUACUACUGCUCUGUGGGAACAGGAAGAGUGUUCGGCCGUGAUGUAGCUGAAGCUCACUAUAGAGCAUGUCUCUAUGCGGGAUUAGACAUAGCGGGCACUAAUGCGGAAGUGAUGCCAGGACAGUGGGAGUUCCAGAUUGGUCCUUGCGAGGGUGUCGAGAUGGGAGAUCAGUUGUGGGUGGCUCGUUAUCUUCUCAACAGAGUAGCAGAAGAUUUUGCUGUCAUAGUCACUUUAGAUCCAAAACCGAAACCAGGAGAUUGGAAUGGGUCUGGCGCUCAUUGCAAUUUUAGCACAAAAGCUAUGCGUGAAGAUGGUGGCAUUGAACACAUCAGAACAGCCAUUAAGAAAAUGUCAAAAUGCCAUGUCGAGCAUAUCAAAGUUUAUGAUCCCAAAGGUGGCAAAGACAAUGAGAGGCGACUUACUGGUCUUCAUGAGACAGCUAGCAUCCAUGAUUUCAGUUUUGGUGUUGCACAUCGAGGUGCAAGCAUUCGAAUCCCUCGACAAGUAGAUGAAGAUGGCAAAGGUUACUUUGAAGACAGACGACCAGCUAGCAAUUGUGAUCCUUAUGAGGUCACCGAACGUCUGGUCAAGACUAUUGUGUUAAACCAGUAGUGACGUACACUGGUACAGUAAAUCAGUCUCUUGGCAUGGAAUGCAUGAUUUUUGCCAUAAAUUGGUUGUUAGUCUCAAGACAUUGCAAUCUUUGUAGCUGCAGUCCUACUUGGAUGCCUACGUAGAUGUGUAGUUUUUAUUGGCCUAUUUUGAUUAUGCUCAUAAUGGUUGAAACAAAUUGCUCAUGUUUCUCUA